Messenger RNA from Spinacia oleracea (spinach), 1250 nucleotides. RefSeq names its product probable xyloglucan endotransglucosylase/hydrolase protein 23. The transcript is spliced from 3 exons. Bases 239 to 1081 code for a protein of 280 amino acids. Gene Ontology annotation, cellular component: apoplast; cell wall. NCBI's taxonomy places the organism in Eukaryota, Viridiplantae, Streptophyta, Magnoliopsida, Caryophyllales, Amaranthaceae. The record is from RefSeq and is a predicted model, not a curated record. Gene Ontology annotation, molecular function: hydrolase activity, hydrolyzing O-glycosyl compounds; xyloglucan:xyloglucosyl transferase activity. Gene Ontology annotation, biological process: xyloglucan metabolic process; cell wall biogenesis.
ACCAUGCAAAGGCAACAGCUGUUUCCUUAUUUGAACCUUCUUUGUUACGUCUUUCAAGUCAAAUAAGUCAUAAUCUCUCUUACCAACUUCACUAGCCGCCUUUCCUUAUCCAUUUUUGACAUUUUAACAUCUCAUACAUUUUGCACUAUAAAUAACCUCCCCAUGCAUAACAUUAUGUUAUAUCAUCAUCAAACAAUAAGUUUACAACUUUACAUACAAAGUAUAAUACUCUCUCUAUAUGGCUUCUUCUACUAUGUUUAGUGUUCUUCUAUUUGCUUCUUUAGUUGUCGCGGUCUCGGCCGCCGGUAAUUUGAAUCAGAAUUUCGAUAUCACUUGGGGUGACGGUCGUGCCAAUAUUCUAAACAAUGGUGAACUCCUUACCCUUACUCUUGACAAGACUUCCGGGUCCGGUUUCCAGUCUAAGAACGAAUACCUCUUUGGAAAAAUCGAUAUGCAGAUUAAGCUCGUUCAGGGGAACUCUGCUGGUACCGUAACUGCUUACUAUUUAUCAUCAGAAGGAGCCACACAUGAUGAGAUAGACUUUGAAUUCUUGGGUAAUGUGACAGGUCAGCCGUACACUCUUCAUACCAAUGUUUUUACACAAGGAAAAGGCGAUCGUGAACAACAAUUCCGUCUAUGGUUUGAUCCUACUGCCGAUUUCCACACCUACUCCAUCCUCUGGAAUCCCCAAAGAAUUGUAUUUUCUGUAGAUGGAACACCUAUUAGAGAAUUCAAAAACAUGGAAUCAAUUGGAAUCCCAUUCCCAAAGAACCAAGCAAUGAGGAUAUACUCAAGCCUAUGGGAUGCCGAAGACUGGGCAACCCAAGGCGGGCGGGUCAAAACAGAUUGGGCCAAAGCUCCGUUUAUGGCUUCAUACAGGCACUUCAAUGCUGAUAAUGCUUGUGUUUCAACCAACGGUCGAACCACCUGUAACACCGCCUCGUCGUGGAUGAACCAACAACUUGAUGCUACUAGCCAGAGUAGACUGCAAUGGGUGCAGAAAAAUUAUAUGAUUUAUAAUUAUUGUGUUGAUAUUCAGAGGUUUCCUCAGGGUUUGCCUAAAGAGUGCAGUGUUGCUUAAUUAGUCUUAGAAAAAAAAAAACUGGGUUCUGUUUUGCUGUAUUAAUCUUGUUUUUUGUAGUGUAACAAUUUGUUUUUGUACAAAAUGGGAUAUGGAGUAGUAUUUCAUUGUAGAGUCAAGUGGUAAUAAGGAAGUGUUGAAUGGAAAGGAAUAAUUGUGUUUUGUUAAA